Messenger RNA from Talaromyces atroroseus, 3087 nucleotides. RefSeq lists its product as hypothetical. Lineage: Eukaryota; Fungi; Ascomycota; Eurotiomycetes; Eurotiales; Trichocomaceae. Gene Ontology annotation, cellular component: mitochondrion; cytosol. The transcript has 10 exons. The record is from RefSeq and is a predicted model, not a curated record. Gene Ontology annotation, molecular function: glucokinase activity; ATP binding; fructokinase activity. Gene Ontology annotation, biological process: glycolytic process; glucose 6-phosphate metabolic process; intracellular glucose homeostasis. Bases 1 to 3087 code for a protein of 1028 amino acids.
AUGGGCGCUGGAAGCUCGAAGCCCGAAGCUUCGGCUGGGUCCAAACAUAUUUUUGCAAGCGACACUCCAGUCCAAUUCUCUGCCAAUUUAGUCGAGGCUCUACAAUCGAGCAAAGAGACCGACUCAUCUCGUGCCAAGUCCCUUGAAUUACACAUCCAAGCGCGCGUCGCAGAAGAAUUAGAGCGCCUGCGACAAAGAGAGAAGCAAACCAUUGAGGAGAUUGAAAAGCGCGUAGCUGCCGAGUUACCGGAGCGCAAGGUUACCGGAGCGUCCUCUGUGUCGCCUUCGUAUGCUGCCCCAGCGGGAUCCUUAAACCUUGAUGCCCCCCGAAUUCCGUUUGCUGGACGAGAACACGAUGCGCCGUUAUUCCCCGUUGACCCUACUCUACAAGCGAAAAGCCCAGCUACCCCCCAGCAGGCCCCAGCCGUUGUCGACCCUUCACGUGAAUCCGUGCUGAAUGAGAUCGAGCGCCUACGAAGCAAGCUCGACUCGAGGAAGAAGCUGUCGGCACUAGAUGAGAACGUGGAGCGAGCCAAGACCGAGGUGGUUAACUGCCUGAGGAUAAACGACCGACGACCUCUCGACUGCUGGAAAGAGGUCGACUCGUUCAAGCAGGAAGUGGCUAAGCUGGAACGGGCUUUCGUCGAUAAGGUUAUUCCCAGCACCCUACCUAUCAAUGAUCAAUUCGAUAUAGACACUUUAUUCCCCAAUGCCAAUGCCUGUCAAGAAGUAGUCACCGCGGCCGAGGGCGUGGCAUUUCGCCGUCAAAUGCCCGGGCGUAUAUGCACUAACUACUUCGGAACUGCCCAAGAAGAGCGUCUACAGCAUGGGCAUCCCAUGACGGCCAAGCUACAAGAAGCCGAACCUGCGUCUGCGUCUGCAGCAUGGGCGAGUCUGAUUACGCGCAGGGUUCCGGGCCUCGGCGCUCUCUUGGGGACUGCGUGGCUGGCAGCGCUCGGCCUUGCCGUGGCAGUGUGCGGUUUGCUGCUGGGCGGCGGAAUGCAGGGCGACGUUGUUGUGGUUCGUGAGAGUAUGGCUGUGGGCAGCCCCUCCGCUGAGAUCAUCCGCACUCCGCCUAACUCCAACUCCAACUCCAACCCCAACCCCAGCUUCCACUGCGAAUCCUCCCACUCCCUCUCCUGCGACGCUUCUCACCACCACCACCACCACCAGCACUCCUCCUGCUGCUCUUGCGCCAAUCCACAGCUCGUCCUCUCAGACCCAGACAGCAUGAUCAUGGCUGCUCCCGGCCCCUCCGUCGAGGCCGCUCUGCGGGUCGCACGCGACUUCGAAGUCUCCUCCGGACAGUUGCAACGCGGGGUGGAUGAAUUUCUGCGCGAGAUGUCUGAAGGCCUGUCCAAGACCGGUGCAACCCUCAGCCAAAUCCCGACUUUUGUGACAAGCGUCCCCAAUGGCACUGAGAAGGGACUCUACCUUGCCGUAGACCUCGGCGGCACCAACUUUCGGGUCUGUUCUAUCGAGCUUCGUGGCGACAGCACCUUUAAUCUCACCCAAUCCAAAGUCGCCAUCCCUCGUGAUUUGAUGGUGGCCAAAUCUUCCAAAGAACUGUUCAAGUUCCUCGCAAAGCAGAUCGAAUCCUUCCUUGAGAUUCACCAUAACGACCACUUUGAAGCGACUGUCCGGAGACGUCGUCUGACUGGCACCACAGAUCAGUACCGCCGGGAAGAGAUUUUCGACUUAGGGUUUACUUUUAGUUUCCCUGUCCACCAGACUUCGAUUAACAGGGGCACCCUGAUUAGGUGGACUAAGGGGUUCGAUAUCCCGGAUGCCAUCGGGCAAGAUGUUUGUUUAAUGCUGCAGGAUGCCAUCAAUGAAUUGCAUCUUCCGGUCCGGGUGGCAGCCCUGGUCAAUGACACCGUUGGCACCUUGAUGGCUCGUUCUUACACGUCUCCCGGUAAGACGGAGACCCUCAUUGGAGCCAUCUUCGGCACAGGAACCAACGGUGCCUACGUCGAGGAUCUUGGAAAAGUAACGAAGUUGAAGGCGAUGGGAAGCACGGGGUUUGACAAUUCUACUCAGAAAAUGGUCAUCAAUGCGGAAUGGGGCAGCUUUGACAACCAUCUCAGUGUCCUCCCUAACACCAUAUACGAUCAGCAGCUCGACGCCGAGUCAAAUAACCCUGGUAUCCAGAUGUUUGAAAAGCGGGUGUCCGGCAUGUUCCUCGGAGAAAUCCUCCGUCGCGCCGUCUUAGCGUUGACUAAGGAUCCCGAGGCCAAGCUGCUGCCACAGAUUGCUUCCGACUCCCCCCUUUAUCAAGUUUGGGGUAUUGACACCAGCUUUCUGAGUGCCAUUGAAGCUGACACAUCCCCUGACCUCACCGAAACGAAAGCUGCUCUGCUGGAGCAUCUCAAAGCAAGCAAUGCCAGUACCGAUGACGCGCAAGCAGUCCGAGCGAUUGGCCAUGCUAUAGCCAAGCGUGCUGCGCGCCUUAGUGCGGUGGCUCUUUCAGCAGUUAUAUUGGACACGAAACGGCUAGACACCGACGAAACCGUCGAUGUCGGAGUCGAUGGCAGUCUUGUGGAGUUUUAUCCAAAGUUUAUCGAAUACAUUCGAGAAGCCAUGCGAGAAAUUCAGGACAUUGGAGAGAAAGAACGGAAGAAAAUCUAUCUUGAAAGCGAAUGCAAACUCAAAUACACACUCCAAAUAACUCCACAAAAGCUCCCAAACACAACUCGUCUAUCCACCGGUAUGACGGUAUACAUCAACGCGGCAACAAUCGGUCUAUAUUUGAGUCUCGCAACCAUAAUAUCAGGCAUAUCCUCGCGCACGCGCGUAGAUGUGGACGUCCACGACUUUCCCUUGAGUAGAUUGAUGAGGACUAUGAAGAGCCAGACGUUAACCACUGACCCGACGGUUUGGUCCAGGAAGAACUUUUUCAGAAAGUUCCCUAUACCGCUGCUCUGGCGAGUGGACUUUCUGGGAGACCAGUCCUCGAUUGGGAUUACGACGUUUGGAACGUCUGCUCUCUUGGUGCCUCUGGAGGAAGAAGAAGACGACGACGACGAGAACCAGCUAGAGGAUGAAGGAAAGCCAGGGAAAUGCGCUUCCAUCCAUCGCUGCCAGUAG